Molecule: messenger RNA, 1298 nt
Organism: Zeugodacus cucurbitae (melon fly)
Lineage: Eukaryota; Metazoa; Arthropoda; Insecta; Diptera; Tephritidae
Gene: wbl
Product: protein windbeutel
Exons: 2
Coding region: 217-1014 (265 amino acids)
Biological process (GO): protein secretion
Cellular component (GO): endoplasmic reticulum lumen; endoplasmic reticulum
Source: RefSeq, a predicted model, not a curated record
CACAGCUGUGCGGUGGUUAUAGCAACAGCUCAAGCCACCUUUCUUCACCAGAGCGUGUUUAUUCAGUAAGAAAAAUUCGCCGGCAGUGACAGGGCGACUAAAACCAACCGCUACAGCUUACCAGCCGCAAUUGACUUGCCAUACAAUUAUUUAGUAGCAUAUACUAGACCUUCUUUCGCUUGUAGUAAAAGCAAGUAUUCAACGACAGCAACAACGAUGCAAACGCCAACGAAGUACCUGAAUUUCGCACAACUACUUGCCAGUCUUCUGCUCGUCGCUUGGACACCCACGGCUGUGGCCAGCUCAUGCGCCGGCUGCGUGGAGCUGGACGAGCUGAACUUCGAACAGACCGUCGAGCGGUUUCCCUACGCGCUAGUCAAAUUCGACAUCGCCUUCCCGUAUGGCGACAAACAUGAGGCCUUCGCUGCAUUCUCGAGAACGGCACACAAAGUUACCAAGGACCUACUGGUGGCCACUGUCGGCAUCAAAGACUACGGCGAGAAUGAAAACAGAGAGCUGGGACUGCGUUUUAAGGUGGACGAUAAGAAUUUCCCCGGCAUUUUGCUCUUCAAGGCGGGCAAAUUGCACAGCUUUGAACGCUUCCCCACACACUUGGAGGUCACAUUGGACAAUCUGAAGCAAUUUGUGACGCAGCACACCGAACUGUAUAUUGGACGCGACGGUUGCCUGAAGGACUUUGAAGAAUUGGUCAAGAAAUAUGCCAAUAAAGACGAUGCCGAACAAGUGGAGCUAAUUGCUAAAGCGGAGCAAAUGGCGCAGGGUGUAGAAGGUGACGAGACGAAAACGGCGAGCGCCAAAGCGUAUCUGAUUUAUAUGCGGAAAAUCAAUGAGAAGGGUUACGACUAUGUGGAUGACGAGACUAAGCGACUGCUACGGCUGAAGGCUGGCAAGGUGACCGAUGCGAAGAAAUUGGAAUUACAGCGUAAACUCAACAUACUGGAGGCAUUUCGUGUGACCAAGCUGACGAAGGUGAAGCGCAGUGAUGAGCUCUAAAUGAGGCCGGACAGAGAGACAGACAGACAGUUAUGGAAGUGUCAUCCAGCGUAUAAAAGUUAAUUGAAGUGAAGCAUUUAAGCGUGUGACGGGACAAAAGCGGCAAUAACACAACAAUUUAGCAGCGAAAUGGAUUUGUAAUGCGAAAAUAUGCGCUUCGAUUAAAUUAUAUUAGUUAAUACAUAUGUAUGUAUGUAUAUAUUCCGUUAGUUUAUUUUCGUUUCAUUUAAUAAAUUAUUUAGUAGCUUUAUAUAAAUAAACUGUAUGCAUGUAUACUAUCUAUA